This is a messenger RNA of Oryza sativa Japonica Group (Japanese rice), 2175 nucleotides long. Lineage: Eukaryota; Viridiplantae; Streptophyta; Magnoliopsida; Poales; Poaceae. The record is from RefSeq and is a predicted model, not a curated record.
CAUGACAAUAUAAUUAUAAAGAGAGAUAAAAAGUUUAAUCUCAUCCAAUCCCAUGUAUUGCUAUUAAAUGUUAUGAUGAACCUACGAAAUUGCAAAAUGAAAUUCUAUGUUAGAGAUCUUAUUUCAUUCAUCAAUUCAAAUCUCAUUAGAUGACAUGACACUCUUGGUAACCGUGAAAUGAAACUCUCCACUUCCCUUAAAAUGACAUUAUUGUAAUGCAGGUCGAUACGUUCGUAUCGUCUUAAUUUUCUUGUUUCUUUUCUCUAUGCACGUGUUUAGACGUAGAGGCUAAAUGUAAUUUUAGAAUACAUUACCUUUAAAAAAUACACAUUGCUUGUGUUAAUGGCACGUUGGCACACAUGACACGUCAAUCUGAAGCAUCAUGGUCAUACCAGCACUCGGAGCAUUGCCCAUGUAAAUUUUGUGCUGAAGAAUAUGCUCUAACACCAUAAGUUAAUCAUAGAAUCAGUUAAUUGACAAGUAGUGUAUUAUUAAAUUGAUCAAGGACAUGAUCGCCCCCAACAAGAUUGAUCAUCUCGAGAUCCUUAAAAAAUUCCAGCAAUAUGGGUCAAAUUUGAUCCCUACUUACAAAAACUACAAAGAAUUGAAACAGAUUGUGACACGCGCUGUACGCACACCACCCUCUUCUGGUCUUCUCCCCUGCUCUGCUCCACCACCAUGGAGAGCGGCGGCGCCGGCGGCGAAGGCGAGACGGCGGGGUGGCGGUUCGGCGCGGCGAACCCGGCGCUGGCGGUGGCGGGGUCGCAGAGCAUCCGCGCGGCCGUGACACGGAUUUACCGCUGCCUCGACGGGAGCGGCGACGCGCGGCCCGUGGCGCCACUCGCCCACGGCGACCCCUCCGCGUUCGCGUGCUUCCGCGCCGCGCCCGCCGCCACGGACGCCGUCGCCGCCGCUGCCGCCUCCGGCAAGUACAACUACUACUCCCCCGCCGUAGGAAUCGCCCCGGCGUGCAGCGCGGUGGCGGCGCACCUGUCGCGGGAGCUCCCCUACGCCGUCUCGCCGGCGGACGUGGUGCUCACCGCCGGCUGCAACCACGCCGUCGAGAUCAUGAUGUCCGUGCUCGCGUCGCCGGGCGCCAACGUGCUGCUCCCGCGGCCCGGCUACCCGCUGUACGCGUCGCGCGCCGCCCUGAGCGGCCUCGAGUUCCGCCACUUCGACCUCCUCCCCGACAGCGAGUGGGAGGUCGACCUCGCCGGCGUCGAGGCCCUCGCCGACGCCAACACCGUCGCCAUGGUCAUCGUCAACCCCAACAACCCCUGCGGCUGCGUCUACUCCCGCGACCACCUCGCCAAGAUCGCAGAGACGGCGAGGAAGCUGGGGAUAAUGGUGAUCAGCGACGAGGUGUACGACCACUUCGCGUUCGGGAGCAAGCCGUUCGUGCCGAUGGGGGUGUUCGGCGACGUGGCGCCGGUGAUGACGCUGGGCGGCAUCUCCAAGCGGUGGAUGGUGCCCGGCUGGCGCCUCGGCUGGAUCGCCGCCACCGAUCCCAACGGAAUCCUCAGGAACAAGAAGAUCAUCGACUCAGUCAUUGACUACCGAGCCAUCUCGGUAGAUCCCGUAACAUUUGUUCAGGGAGCAUUGCCCGACAUCCUCGCGAAGACGGACGAUGCGUUCUUCACCAAUGCCCUUGGGGUGGUGAAGAAGGCGGCGGAGAUAUGCUACGAGAAGCUCAAGGAGAUCGACUGCAUCACCUGCCCUCACAAGCCGGAGGGCUCCAUGUUCGUCAUGGCGAAGCUGGACCUGUCUUCCCUAGAUGGCAUAGAGGACGACGUCGACUUCUGCAGCAAGCUGGCCAAGGAGGAAUCCGUGGUCAUCUGCCCAGGGAGUGGAUUAGGGAUGAAGAAUUGGCUCCGGAUAACCUUCGCGGUUGAUCCACAAUUACUAGAGGAUGGUCUAGAGAGAACCAAGUGUUUCUGCAAGAGGCAUGGUAAAAUCAAGGAAGCCAGCUAGCUCGUGAAUAGUUUCAGGCUUUCAGCAUCCGUACUCAUGGAUGUGUAGAACCGGCAUCAUGUGAGAAUAAAGUUGAAUCAAGUUGGACACUUAAAUCAGCACACAUUAUGUCGUCAAAUUCCUCAAUCGAGGAACUUGUGUAUCUUAUUAGUUAUUAUAUAUUCGAAAUCAAAUUUAAGUUCACGAGGCAUUGCAUUUUUCAUA